Epithele typhae is the source of this 1464-nucleotide messenger RNA. RefSeq names its product glycoside hydrolase. The transcript is spliced from 16 exons. Gene Ontology annotation, molecular function: glucosylceramidase activity. Bases 1 to 1464 code for a protein of 487 amino acids. Gene Ontology annotation, biological process: glucosylceramide catabolic process. Lineage: Eukaryota; Fungi; Basidiomycota; Agaricomycetes; Polyporales; Epitheliaceae. The record is from RefSeq and is a predicted model, not a curated record.
AUGCGCGUCCCCGUUGCCCCGCUCGCGUCAGUGUUUGCCCUCAUCGCGCCCAUUGCAGCCCAGCAGAUUUACGACAUCUGGGCGACAACAUGGGACAGAGGCAGCUUGUUCACCUACACCAACCUCUCUCCCAACCCCAUCAACUUUGCGUCGCCCGGCGCUAUCGGUGACGCGGACAUCGUCAUUACCGACACCUCUACCUACCAGUCGGUGUGGGGAUUCGGAGCCUCCUUGACCGACUCUUCUGCGCUGAUCCUGAACAAUCUGAAGUCCGCGAACUCAGCGAGCUACUGGAAAUUGCUGAACUACCUCUUCGACCCAACCGACGGCGCGAACGCCGCGGGUUUCUCCUACCUUCGUAUCCCCCUCGGCGCAUCCGACUUCUCUGCCAGCGUAUACAGCUUCGAUGACCGCCCGUCCUAUCUCUUCUCCGUCCUCAACGACAUCCGGAGCAUCAAUAGCGUACUGCGCAUCCACAUCCUUCCUUGGUCUCCGCCAGGAUGGAUGAAGGACUCUGGCACGAUGAGGGCGGGAACUUUCUUUCUCAAUAUGAAUCCACCUGCUCUACAAGGUUUCAAGAACAAGGGCAUUUCAGUCUACGCCAUAAGCAUCCAGAACGAACCGGAGAACUCUGAUUCCACCUACCCGACCUGCAAGAUAUCCGCGGCGCAGGAAGCGGCCAUAGGCACUACCCUCCGGAGUCUCAUGAACAGCAACGGCUUCUCGAGCACGAAAAUUGUCGGCUAUGACCACAACUGGAACGAUGCGGGAGGGUACCCCAUCCAGCUGAUGCAAGACGCGCCGGACGCCUUCUCGGGCGUUUCCUUCCAUUGCUACAGCGGUUCCGUGAGCCAGCAGGACACCUUCCACUCUGCAUACCCGCAGAAGGAGAUCUACUUCACGGAGUGCUCAGGGGUCCAAGGGAGCGACUGGUGGAGCGAUAUCAAGUGGUACAUGGACAACCUCUUUAUUGGCUCGAUCGAACACAGCUCCCACAGCGGCCUCAUGUGGAACCUCGCCCUCGAUGGCAACGGGAGUCCGAUGCUCCCAGGCACUGGCAGCUGUGGGACGCCUUGCCGCCCGUUGUCACCGUCAACAGAGUGCCAUCUCCCGCGCGACUCUGGCGGACCCUGGGGAAAGCGCAUCGGCGUGAGCGUCGGGGGAACCCUCAGCUGGGGCUUGCGCGUCGGCGCGUACGUCACCGGGCGCGUGAACUCGAGCGACUGGCUCCGUUACAGCCUCGUCACGACGAUCGAGUUCCGCGGCGUGCAGGCGACGUACACGUUCCCCGUCGGUGUCACCACGCUCUGGUGGUACGCGCCGAACCAGGGGAACUCGUUCGGCGAGGACGAGGACGCGGCAUGGGUAGGGAACAGCACCAUUGCGUUUGAAGACGUCGAGCAGAUGCCUUUGGGCGCGGAGGAGGGACGACAGCGGUUCUUCCGGUUCAACCGCCCCCAGUAA